Messenger RNA from Plasmodium fragile, 4017 nucleotides. RefSeq lists its product as uncharacterized. Gene Ontology annotation, biological process: mitochondrial transcription. The transcript has a single exon. Gene Ontology annotation, cellular component: mitochondrial DNA-directed RNA polymerase complex. Gene Ontology annotation, molecular function: DNA binding; DNA-directed RNA polymerase activity. Lineage: Eukaryota; Apicomplexa; Aconoidasida; Haemosporida; Plasmodiidae. The coding region runs from base 1 to 4017 and encodes 1338 amino acids. The record is from RefSeq and is a predicted model, not a curated record.
AUGAAAUUGAAGGUACUCGCGUCACACUUUAUCCCCCGCUUCGCACAGUUAAGUAAAAAGAGCACCGCCCUUUAUAUAAGAAGCGCAAAUGGACAACCCCUGCACCGUUGCGAAACUAGGGCAUUUAUAUCCUCGAAGGUACUCAUAUCGAGGGAGGAGGACCCUGCUUCGAGCAAGCACAUUAGGGACAAUGUAACGUUGGGCAGUGAUUCAACAGAGUUUGUGGGCGACUGGGGGGAGCAGGCACCCGAAGGGGAUUCACAAACGCAGCACGCACAAGCGCAGCGCACAGAAACGCAACACACAGAAGCGCAACACACACCCCCUGAAGAGACACACACGGUGCGGCCCGAUGGGGGGGCGAGGAACCUCGACGAGCAGGUCCUCAAGGAGCUACACAACUUAAUAAGGUCGAUUCAAAAAUUAGACACAAAGAAGAAGCAACAAAUUGUGAAUUAUAUAAACACGUUAAAUAAAAAAUACUUAAAAAAUGUACAAGGAGAUAUUGUAACCUUCUUUAAAAACCUGGACCAGUACAUGGCGGCGAAUGGUCUCCUCAUGUGUGACCUUGGGGGGGAACAAGUGCUGAGUCACAUCGAGGGGGUGCAUAUGAAUCUUGGAGAGGACUGCAUCCAGGGGUCAGGCACCGACGUGAACAGCCUGUUCGACUUGAACUUUAUUAGAAAGGCGAAACAGGAGUUGUACGGGGAGCACAUAUACCCCAUCGUCCAGGGGGGGAGGAGCGGUUCGCUUAGCGGGCCGCCACACGAAGCGGCCCACGAAGCGCCAAGCGAGGGGCCAAGCGAACGGCUGGACAAGCCGCUAGCCGACGAACCGCCUAACUGUGUCGAGGCGGGGAGCGAACCCCCCGAGGAAGACAUUGUGAACGUGCGCAGGCAAAUGCUAAUAGAGCGGUCCUCAUACCAAAAGGCCAUCGAGGAAGCGGAAGAGUUUGUUUCAAAUCUCCACGACCUGAAGAAAAUAACUGAAAUACGGGGGCUCUGCAAAAUAUACCUCAGUUGGGUAAACGAGCUGGAGAGGAGAAUUGCAAACUACAAGCAAAAGCAGAAGCGGCGAGAUGGAGAAGGUUGUAACGGUGAAGGGAGUACUGGUCAGAUGACCUCCACCACCGCUUCUUUCACGGAGAGUAGUAGGAGGGGGUUACCAGAAUUGGUAGAAGACAAACUGCUUGCCAUCAUUACAGUCAAGUGGACAAUUCAAUACACUUUCAACCCACACAAAAAAAAAUAUGCAAACAGCAUCACCACUCAAUCUAAGAACUUCGAGCAGGGGUAUGCAUACCAAUCACUCUUCACCCACAUCGCUAUUAAAAUCGGCCAGGAAAUUAAUAACGAGAUGAACUUUCAACAGCUCGAGAGGAACAACCUACUGUACCGCUACGUAAAGAAGAACAAAGCCAACGCGUCCUUCUCACACUUUCAAAAGUAUAGAAUACUCUGUGACAUUAGGAAGAAGCUUCAAGGUGGGAAUGCAAAGGGUGAAGAAGUCAUCGCAGGAGUAGUUGAAGAAGGUGCCCCUGAGGAUGUCUCUCGCGACGAUUUCCAACUAGUCCAGUGGAACUCACAGAAGAAGGCCGCAGUCGGAGGGCUCCUGCUCAAAAUGCUCAUGGACAGCGCAAAAAUGGACGUCGACCUGAGUACGGCCAAGGAGGAACACAGGAAUGAGUACAGGUAUUACCUCCUCCUACACAAGAUGGCCAAGGAUAACGGGGAGAACUUGCACGCAGAUUGCAAAUAUGAAAAAGAGUUGAAGUACGAGAAGUACUAUGAGGAAGAGUCCAACUCGCUCGAUUUUGUGGUCCUUGAACGGGGCAAGGGGAGGGGCGCCGAGGAAGGUACAGAGAGGGGAAAACAACGUAGGGGGAAGAAGAAGAAGAAGAAAAAAAAAAAGGCAAAGGAGGAGAAGGAAAGGUGUGGUAAGGAUGAUCAAGGUGGUGAUAACGACAUGGUCAGCAGCGCCAGUAACACCUUGCAGGGAACCAACAGAACGCGCGAAAACAACUUUUGCAAACGACAGAAGGAGAAACUAAAGAACAAGCAGGUAGUGCUAUACCGAUCGAGAAGAGACCCAAACAAGAUAGAGCUCCCAGUGUUUAUCCAUUCAUACAUGUGGAGGAAUGGUAGCUGGUACGGAGUCAUACACAUGCGUGAGUGUUGCGCGAAUUAUCUGUUAAACAACGCUAUAAAUUCGCAUAUCCCCCUGAAUCACCUGCCAAUGAUAAGCAAGCCAAAGAAGUGGACCCAUGCAGAAGGAGGAAUGAUUUUAUUAAAAAAUAAUUUCAUUCGCUGCAAUGUGAAACCCCUGUUCAACAUAGAUGUGUGUAACCUGGAGCGAAUAAAAAACAUAGUGUCUCAAAUAGGAAAUGUGAGAUGGAAAAUAAAUGAAGAAAUUUUACACCUCAUUGAAUAUGCAUACUCGAAUGGACUUACCAUUGGAAAUAUUCCACGCAAACAAAAUUAUGAUCUUCCAAAUGGACCUACCGAUAUGGCCAAGAAAAAUGUCGAGGACAUUAAAAAAUAUUAUUUGUUAAGGGAAGAAAUUAGCAGACUGAAUAAAUGCCUGAUCAGUGAGCGGCCUACCUUUUUACAAAAAAUCGCCGUGGCAAAGACGUUGAAAAAUUGUCCAGUGAUUUAUUUUCCACAUAAUAUUGAUUUCAGGGGGAGGAUGUAUCCGCUGUCACCCCACCUCCACCAUAUGAGUGAUGACAUUUGUCGUAGCUUAAUUACCUUCCGUGAUAAGGAGGAAAUAGGGCCCAGGGGAUUAUUCUGGCUUAAAAUACACCUGGCAAAUAAUUUUGGUAAGGACAAAAUGAAUUUUGAGCAGAGGAUCAGUUGGGUCGAUGCUAAUCUGAGUAAUAUAAAAAGGCUUAGUGAAAACCCAUUUGAACAUAUGGACUUUUGGAACAUGGCCGAGAAACCUUGGCAAGCCCUCUCCGUUGCGAUGGACAUCACCAGAGCCAUGCAAUGUCCUGACCCGUCAAGGUAUAAGAGUAACAUCCCGGUACAGCAGGAUGGUACAUGUAAUGGUCUUCAACAUUAUGCUGCCCUGGGUAGGGACUACGAUGGAGGCAAGGCGGUCAACAUCAUACCAUCUGAUGAACCGCAAGACAUAUACACUGUUGUGUUAGAAAUUGUGAAGAGUAAAAUUAAAGCCGACUUGGAUGGAACAGCUGUUGUGGCCUCCUGUACAGGGAAGGGAGCGGUACGUAGUAGUACUAAUGCUACGUCCACUUCUGUCUCCACGUGCAGAGGAGACCUUGCACAAUACUGCUUCCAAUACGACCUGCUGAAAAGGAAAGUCGUGAAGCAAACCAUCAUGACCAUCUGCUAUGGAGUCACCUCAGUAGGAGCCAAGGAUCAAGUGAAAGGAAAAAUACAAAACAUAAUUAGCAAAGUGUUGGACAAAAAUGUGAUAAACCAAUUGUCACAAUACAUAGCCAAUUACAUCUUCGAAUCGAUUAGCGAAAUUUUUAAAAGAGCAAUGAUCAUAAAGAAAUGGUUUAAUAAUUUAUCUAAGGUGACCAAUGACCUGAACAUCCCCGUCACGUGGUUGUCUCCUAUAGGUCUUCCAUGCGAACAGCCAUACAGAUUAGGACAAAGAAUUUUAGUGAACACUCCUCUACAGUCAGUCAGUGUUAUCUCGUAUCAAAAUAGCUUGCUUCAUAAAAACAAACAGAGACUUGGCUUCCCUCCAAACUUUGUCCACUCCCUAGAUGCUUCUCACCUGAUGAUGACAGCUGAAAAAAUGAUCCUUGAAAAUAAUUUUAGCUUUGCUGCUGUGCAUGACUCCUACUGGGCCCACGCAUGCAAUGUAGACAUAAUGAACAAAUUUAUUCGAGACUCCUUUGUCACUCUGUACGAGGAACCCAUAUUACAAAACCUCUAUCAGAGUUACCAGAUGCGCUUGGGCAAGCACGCCUCCAGGAUACCCGCGCCCCCGGAACAGGGCCACCUCGACGUGUCCCUCGUUCGGAGCAGCCGCUACUUUUUUAGUUGA